GCGCAUGCGCGGAGAGAGAAAAGAAGCGGCAGAGAGUAAAGUCCAACCCGGAAGUGGCGAGUGAGUCCUUUGGAGCAGCUAUGGCGGCCUCCCCGGCAGGGCCGGUGGCGCGGCUGAGGCACUUAUGCUCCCGGUACCAGGACUACGUGAAGCGGCACCCGGCGGCCACGGCCCAGCUGGAGAGUGCCGUGCGAGGACUCUCUUACCUGCUUCCAGGUCGGUUUUCGGACUCUCAUGAAUUGUCUGAACUUGUAUAUUCUGCCUCCAAUUUGCUGGUGCUGCUGAAUGAUUGGAUUCUUCGAAAAGAGCUGCAGAAGUCCCUUCCAGUGUCAUUUCCUCAGCAGAAACUGCUCACCUGGCUGAGCGUUCUCGAGUGCUUGGAGGUUUUUGCUGAGAUGGGAGCUGCAAAGGUGUGGGGUGAGACCGGUCGGUGGGCUAUCAUUGUCCUCAUCCAGCUAGCCAAAGCCAUCUUGCGCCUAUUGCUAUUGCUCUGGUACAAAACCGGCAUCCAGACAUCUCCACCCAUUGUGCCAAUAGACAGAAGACAGCCAUUGCAACACAAAGACAUGGAGGGCAGCUCAACAGGAAAGCAACAGAUCUUCGUGGGGAAGCGCUCCAGCCGUGUUGUGAGGUCCCUUGACAGUACACCAUCCUUGCACUCCAGACACUGGGGUGCACCUCAGCAACGAGAAGAGAAGCAGAACCGAAGUGCAGUGGAGACAGAUCAGCCACCAACUCCUUUGGGCAUCCAGGAAACGGUUGCUGAGUCCAUCAACAUCACCCGUCCGUUGGUCCACUUGAUGAGUUUAGGGGUCUGGGGACAGAAGUCUUGGAAACCUUGGCUCCUAUCUGGAGUCUUGGAUAUUGCAAGCUUGAGUUUAUUGAGUGACAUGAAAGACCUCAACAAGCGUGAACGUGUAGAGCUUAGACGCCGGACAGUCCUGCUGCUGUACUACUUACUGCGAUCACCCUUUUACGACAGAUACUCUGAGGGCAGAAUCCUCUUCCUGCUGCGGCUGUUGGCAGAUUAUGUCCCUGGAGUUGGCUUACUCACUCGUCCACUGAUGGAUUACUUGCCAGCCUGGCAGAAAAUUUAUUUCUACAACUGGGGUUGAUUUGGUCCUACUUGUGUUAUUGCAGACAGAGACUGUUCAUGUUAAGAAGCAGCAGCUUGAGAUAUCAGGAUGCCUUUAUACUGAGGAAAAGGAGCCCUAAGACUUCAAGAUAAUAUCCUAUAUAUGUCUUUCUCUCGCUUAUGCUAACUGAUUUCUGAACGAAGAGGAAGGGCUCUUCCAACUUUAUUUAAAGUGUCUUCCUGUGAACUAUGAACACUACAGAGACUGCAGCAUAAAUUUACCUUUGCUAUUUCUCUUUUCCAUUCUAAUAUAUCUGGCUUUAAAGCUGGUGUCGGGGGAAGGACCCUUUUUUGUAUACAUUUUGUAUGACUGUGAAUGAAUAAAGCCGGGAAACUGUCAUGCUCUUA
Molecule: messenger RNA, 1483 nt
Organism: Anolis carolinensis (green anole)
Lineage: Eukaryota; Metazoa; Chordata; Lepidosauria; Squamata; Anolidae
Gene: pex16
Product: peroxisomal biogenesis factor 16
Exons: 11
Coding region: 81-1115 (344 amino acids)
Biological process (GO): peroxisome organization
Cellular component (GO): peroxisomal membrane
Source: RefSeq, a predicted model, not a curated record